GUAUAAUCUAAAAAUUCCAGGUUAUCCUUUCAUCUUGGAUUCGAGAAGCUUGAACGGAUGGACUUAAUGAUUUAAAUAGGAAAGUAUCAAUGGAGAAUAUGAAAUUAUGAAUAUCAAUUAACUGAAUCUCAUUUCAGAUUUCCAGUGACGAGACAGAAAACCAAAGGUUGAGAAAUUCUUUGUGCUCAUCAUCGGUCACCAAAAUUGCAGUAAAAACGAUGAAGCAGACACUCAUGACUACAACUACUCUGCCUUACCUCCCUGCUCCUCUGAAGCUCAAGACUACAUCAUCAAUGUCCGUUUUAGCUCCUCCAUUAGUGCCUCGUUUCAAAUGGUUUGCAGUUUCAGUCUCUCAACAGCGGAAGAAUCCCGCCUCUAAAACCCCCUCAAAAGCCUCUACAAACCCUCUUCCAACUUCCACUCCAGCUACUUCUACUUCUGCAAUUGCCAACCCUCCAAAAAACAAGAAGGUAUUGGUGCCAAUUGGGUUUGGUACAGAAGAAAUGGAGGCAGUGAUAAUGGUUGAUGUUUUGCGCCGGGCGGGUGCAGAGGUGACAUUGGCAUCUGUUGAGCCACAGCUGGAGGUUGAGGCUUCUGGAGGCACAAGACUGGUUGCUGAUACUCUUAUAGCUGAUUGUUCCAGGGAAAUUUUCGAUUUAAUUGCACUUCCUGGAGGGAUGCCAGGCUCUGCACGUUUAAGAGAUUGUGAAAUUCUCAGAAACAUGACAAGCAAACACGCUGAAGAAAAAAGGCUUUAUGGUGCAAUAUGUGCAGCUCCGGCUGUCACCCUUUUACCUUGGGGUCUUCUUAAAAGGAAGCAGAUGACUUGCCACCCUGCAUUUUCUGACAAACUCCCUACCUUCUGGGCUGUUAAAUCAAAUAACCAUGUUCAUGGAGAACUAACAACAAGUCGUGGACCUGGCACUUCGUUUGCUUUUGCUUUAUCAUUAGUGAACCAACUGUUUGGUGAGGCUCGUGCCCAGAAAAUUGGAAAUUCUCUGCUACUGGAUGAUGCAGAUGAGGCUAAUAGGAAAGACGAACACAAUGAAGCUCAAUGGUCUCUGAAUCAUACUCCUCAGGUCCUGCUUCCAGUGGCUAAUGGUUCUGAAGUAAUUGAGGUAGUUACAAUUGUAGAUAUUCUACGAAGGGCGAGGGCUACUGUUGUAGUGGCUUCGGUAGAAAAAUCCAUGCAGAUCUUGGGUUCACAAGCACUUACAAUUGUUGCCGACAGUCUGAUUUCUACAGCUGCUGAAGCUACUUAUGAUUUGAUCAUUUUGCCUGUGAGCUGCUCUUCUUCUUUCUCCAUCAAAUUACAUCUCCCAUUGCGUUAUCAUGUUUUAAGAAUUGGGUACCUUUGUUCUGUAUUGAGUAUUGUCAAUCAAAUUAAAGAGUAUAAUUUUCAUCUGCUUGUUUGUUAGGGCAACAGUCACUGGUUUCCAGUGCAUUGCUUACUCAUCAAAUCUAGUGUGUUCGUAUGCUGAUGUUAUUAUUUUCAGCUUUGUCUUCUUGCCCAUGUUUACUUAGCAAGAGUCUUAUGCAUAAAACUUUGAUACUUGUAUGGCUGUUUCGUAUAAUUUCCUUUCUAGUUUAGUGGUGCUUCAUGUUCUUUUUUGUUGAACCAGUACUUUGUAGUUCUUUUUCCCCCAUUAACAGAUGCACUUCUCCAUUUGAACCGGUCUGCAUGUAAUUUGUAACACCUAUCAAUAACUCUCUUCUUCUCGUGAUGAGUAGAUGCUAAAUAUUUAAACUUAUUCUCCCUAUGUCCCAAAAUGAUUGUUCUGUUUGUUAUACUAAAAGUAGUACAAAAACGGGACAAUCAGUUCGGCACGGAGGGAGUAGAAGCAUCUGAUUCAUGCUUGCAAAUUUCAACACUUGCACCUGGCGAUUUCUGUAGAUUACUGAAAUGGUACUCUGCAUUUUCAUUUAAACCCCAAUGAUAAUAAUACAUUUGUAUUCUGAUGCCUCUCGGAAAAACUUUCUUUUUGGCAUUUCUUCUUCGCAUUUUAAUGAAAAUUUUACUUAAUCCACAAAAAUCUAGAAGAACUUAGAAACCAAUAGCCACCUAGAGAGGUUUCUUUGAUCACUAAAUUU
Messenger RNA from Oldenlandia corymbosa var. corymbosa, 2091 nucleotides. Lineage: Eukaryota; Viridiplantae; Streptophyta; Magnoliopsida; Gentianales; Rubiaceae. The record is from the annotation of a GenBank genome assembly.